Messenger RNA from Trichechus manatus latirostris (Florida manatee), 4703 nucleotides. RefSeq names its product multidrug resistance-associated protein 1-like. Gene Ontology annotation, cellular component: membrane. The record is from RefSeq and is a predicted model, not a curated record. Gene Ontology annotation, biological process: transmembrane transport. The transcript has 28 exons. Gene Ontology annotation, molecular function: ATP hydrolysis activity; ABC-type transporter activity; ATP binding. The coding region runs from base 88 to 3966 and encodes 1292 amino acids. Lineage: Eukaryota; Metazoa; Chordata; Mammalia; Sirenia; Trichechidae.
UGGGUUGACAGUCCCCUUCCGGGGCCACGGGAGGCGACAGCAGCGGCGACUCUCUCCGCCUCCGGACGAAGGGCGCCCUCGCGGGCCAUGUUUUCCAGUCUGUGGAGGUGGAGCAGAAGCGUCUCCUACGAGCGGGUCUCUGGGGGACUCAAGGCGCAGAAAUGCAAUCCGGAGAAGAGUGCUUCAUUCUUCAGUAAGGUGACAUAUUCCUGGUUUAGCAGAGUAAUUAUCUUAGGCUAUAAUAAACCUUUGGAAACGGAGGAUCUUUGUGGACUAAAUGAAAGUGAUUCCUCCUACAUUGUGUGUCCCAUUUUUGAAAAACAAUGGAGGAAGGAAGUUUUAAGGAAUCAAGAGAGGCAAAAGGCUUCCUCUUGGAAAGAGGCACACACCAGGAAACCAUCACUACUCUCGGCAUUAUGGAACAACUUUAAGUUUGUCCUGAUUCAAGUUGCUUUAUUCAAAGUAUUUGCUGAUAUUUUGUCCUUCACUAGUCCACUCAUAAUGAAGCAGAUGAUCAUUUUCUGUGAACACCACUCUGAUUUUGACUGGAGUGGCUAUGGUUAUGCAGUGGCACUUCUUCUUGUAGUCUUUUUGCAAACCCUGAUACUUCAGCAAUAUCAACGUUUUAACUUGCUCACCUCAGCAAAAAUUAAGACAGCUGUAAUUGGACUGAUCUACAAAAAGGCUUUACUUUUAUCUAGUGUUUCUCGAAAAAAGUUUUCCACUGGGGAAAUUAUUAACUUGAUGUCAGCAGAUGCCCAGCAGCUCAUGGACUUGACAGCAAGCCUCAAUCUCCUCUGGUCGGCGCCUUUUCAAAUCCUGAUGGUCGUAUCAUUACUUUGGCAAGAACUGGGGCCAGCGGUGUUAGCAGGGGUUGCAGUCCUUGUAUUUGUCAUACCGAUGAAUGCUUUAGUUGCUAAUAGAGUAAAAAAACUGAAGAAAAGUCAAACGAAGAGCAAAGAUAAACAGAUAAAACUACUCAAUGAAAUCGUACAUGGAAUUAAGAUCCUCAAACUUUAUGCCUGGGAACCCUCCUAUAAAAAGAAGAUUAAUGAAAUUCGGGAGCAGGAAUUAGAAGUUCAUAAAUCUGCUGGGUAUCUUGCUGUAUUUUCUAUGCUGACACUAACUUGCAUUCCAUUCUUGGUGUCUCUGGCCACCUUUGGAGUCUAUUUCUUAUUGGAUGAAGGAAAUAUUUUAACAGCUGCUAAAGUGUUCACAUCUAUGUCUUUGUUCAAUAUUUUGAGGCUUCCUUUGUUUGAUUUACCAGUGGUGAUUUCAGCUGUGAUCCAGACAAGAAUAUCAUUGAGUCGUUUGGAAAACUUUCUCAACACUGAGGAGCUGCUUCAAAGUAUUGAAACAAACUACAGAGGAGAUCAUGCCAUUGGGUUUACAAAUGCUUCCUUCUCCUGGGAUAAAACAGGGAUUCCAGUACUAAAAGACCUGAACAUAAAGAUUCCAGAAGGAGCUUUAGUGGCUAUUGUAGGGCAAGUUGGGUCUGGAAAAUCAUCUAUGCUUUCUGCCAUUCUGGGGGAAAUGGAGAAACUUACAGGAGUAGUCCAAAGAAAGGGCUCUGUGGCUUAUGUUUCCCAGCAGGCCUGGAUUCAGAAUUGCAUUUUGCAAGAAAACAUUCUCUUUGGCUCCAUCAUGCAGAAGCCAUUUUAUGAGCGAGUAUUGGAAGCCUGUGCUCUCCUUCCAGAUUUGGAGCAGUUACCAAACGGAGAUCAAACCGAGAUUGGAGAAAGAGGCGUGAAUAUAAGUGGAGGGCAGAAGCAUCGAGUAAGUCUGGCCAGAGCUGUCUAUAGUGGAGCUGACAUCUACCUGUUGGAUGAUCCUUUGUCUGCAGUUGAUGUUCAUGUUGGAAAGCAGCUUUUCGAAAAAGUGAUAGGGUCCUCAGGCAUUUUGAAAAACAAGACUCGUAUUUUAGUGACACACAACCUCACACUUCUGCCACAGGUGGAUCUUAUUGUUGUAAUGGAAAGUGGCAGAGUAGCACAAAUGGGAACCUACCAGGAACUGCUGGCUAAAACCAAAAAUUUCACGAAUCUGCUUCAAGGCUCCAGUGAACAAGAAACAGCUCAUGUUUUAGAGGGAUUCAAUGUACUCAACUCCAGAAGUAUACCGAAAGACCAAUUCCAGGAACAAAAAGAUAGGCCCUCUUUGGAUCGAGGAAAACAGUUCUCAAUGAGAAAAGAAAAGAUCCCCGUUGAUGGGUUGAAGUUCUCAAUAAUCGUAAAGUACCUCCAAGCCUUCGGCUGGCCCUGGGUGUGGCUGACUUUGGCCACUUACAUAGGACAGAAUUUGGUGGGCAUUGGACAGACUCUGUGGCUAAGUGCCUGGACAAAAGAAGCAAAGCACAUGGAUGAGUUUAAAGAAUGGAAGCAAUUAAGAAGCUAUAAACUUAAUAUCUAUGGAUUAUUGGGAUUAAUUCAAGGUCUCUUUGUCUGCUCUGGGGCUUACGUGCUCACCAGAGGAUCCUUGGCUGCCUCCCGAACCUUGUACUCUCAGCUGUUGAACAAUGUACUGCACCUCCCACUCCAGUUUUUUGAAACUAAUCCCGUAGGCCAGAUGAUUAAUCGGUUCACCAAGGACAUGUCUGUGGUUGAUGUACGUUUCCAUUACUACUUACGAUCCUGGCUGAACUGUACAUUGGAUGUUAUUGGAACAGUUUUGGUCAUUGUGGCAGCUUUACCACUAUUCAUUCUGGGAGUGGUUCCCUUGAUUUUCCUCUAUUUCACUAUACAAAGAUACUAUGUGGCAAGCUCUCGGCAGAUUCGGCGGUUAGCAGCAGCAUCACGCUCUCCUAUCAUUUCCCACUUUAGUGAGACUUUAUCAGGAGUAUCCACAAUCAGAGCAUUUGGGCAUGAACAGAGGUUCAUCCAGCAAAACAAAGAUGUGGUGAAUGAGAACUUAGUCUGUUUCUACAAUAGUGUAAUUUCAAACAGGUGGCUGUCUGUUAGACUUGAAUUUCUUGGCAACCUAAUGGUAUUCUUUGCUGCGUUGCUGGCUGUACUGGCUGGCAGUUCUGUAGAUUCAGCAACAGUGGGUUUAUCCAUAUCCUAUGCCUUAAAUAUUACUCAAUCUCUGAAUUUUUGGGUAAGGAAAGCGUGUGAAAUUGAAACCAAUGCAGUUUCCAUUGAAAGAGUUUGUGAAUAUGAAAAUAUGGAUAAAGAGGCACCCUGGAUAAUGUCUAGAAGGCCUCCAUCACAAUGGCCCAAUAAAGGCAUAGUGGAGUUUAUUAAUUUUCAGGCUCGAUAUAGAAAUGAUAUUGGUUUAGCCUUACAAGAUAUCACUUUCCAGACUCAUGAGGAAGAGAAGAUUGGAAUUGUGGGAAGGACUGGAGCAGGCAAAUCAACACUAUCAAAUUGCUUGUUUAGAAUUGUAGAGAGAUCAGGAGGCAAAAUUAUUAUUGAUGGGAUUGACAUAUCAACUAUAGGACUGCAUGACCUUCGUGGCAAACUUAAUAUUAUUCCACAGGACCCCAUUUUAUUUUCUGGAACCCUUCAAAUGAACCUGGAUCCUCUGGACAAGUAUUCUGACGCUGAGCUGUGGGAAGUGCUGGAAUUGUGUCACUUAAAAGAGUUUGUGCAAUCCCUUCCCAAGAAGCUGCUGCAUGAGGUCUCUGAGGGCGGUGAAAACCUCAGCGUUGGACAACGGCAGCUUGUCUGUCUUGCUCGUGCUUUGCUUCGAAAAACGAAAAUUCUUAUCUUGGAUGAGGCAACAGCCUCCAUCGAUUUUGAGACUGAUAACUUGGUGCAGACCACUAUCAGGAAGGAGUUUUCUGAUUGUACCAUCCUGACCAUUGCUCACAGACUGCAUUCUAUCAUUGAUUCCAACAGAGUGCUUGUUCUCGACUCUGGGAGGAUUGUAGAAUUCGAAGCGCCUCAGAACUUGAUACACCAGAAAGGACGUUUCUUUGAAAUGAUAACAGAAGCUGGAAUAACUCAAGACUUAGAGGCAAAAAAAUAAGUAAUGUUAGCUGUAUGUUGAUUAUACAGGAUAAGAAAAAAAACCGUAGUGUAUAAAAAGAAUAAUGAUGGGGCAUAAAUGCACAAGGGCAGGCCCCUGGCUACGAGUUGGCACAAAUGCCUAUAGGCCCCAUGGCUUCUAAUCAGCCUGGGUUGCACCUUACCUUCUCUCUUCCAUUCAUGCCGUCUGAAGUGCCCACCUUCUCCACUGUCUAAAGUGCUAAGAACCACUUAUCCUUUAAGCCACUGACUUCAUUCAGUAUUCAUGUCCUCCACAAAGCCUCUCCUCAUCCCCCUCCCUGCACCCCAGUCUGGUUUAGAUGCCCCCUUUCUGUGCUUUCAUUAGUCCCAUGUGCAUACUUUUAACAUGGCAGGUACCAUAUUCUAUUUUAAUUCUUUUACUUGACUGUCUCCUCUACUAGAUAAACAUACUUGCAGGUCAGAGUCCAGUUUUAAUCAUCCUUGUAUAUUACUUUCCUAGCAUAGUGCCUUUCACGUAGUUGAUACCCAACAAUUGUUUGUAGAAGGAACAACUAUUUUUGUUCAAGUAAUGUGAUAAAUGUGCUUAUAUGCAUAUAGAAUAUGUGCUAAGCUACUGUAUGGUUGAUGAAAUGAUAGAGAAAUCAUGGAAAUAAUAUUAUGAGCUAUUCAGCUGCCCUUUGGAAAAGAUAAUUAUAUAUUAACUGUAUUUGAUGAUCUGCUUUAUUUAAAAAUGUUUUAUAAUAUGUUUAGUAUUUA